AAUUAAUCCACAAAUCAUUUGAUUCGUCAUUCAGAUUCUUGAUUCUCGUGAUUCACAUCAGGGGAGAGAGGGAGGGAGGGAGAGAGAGAGAGAGAGGGAGCGACAAGAUCGCUCGUCAGACUCGCGAACCCCGCACUUGUUCAUCCAUGGCCUCGGGUAACGGUCAUCGAUGGGGUAUGUUCCCAUCUGGAAAGCUUUUCCCCCCUCAGCGUGUGCACGCCCCGCUAAACCUCUCCUGAUCACCUCCACCGUCCUAGCAUGUCUUGUGCGCCAACACCGCGAGACUUGCAAACCUUUAGCCACUGGCCGAAUCUGCCCUUCUGCUGAUACACCAACUCUUCGACAUCGGGGAGCAAGCACAUCCAACGAUUUGGGUGGACCACUUUGCGAUGUCGUCCAUAGCAGAGGUGGCUGCGCGAUCCAGCCUGCGCUUACCCAACGGCAUAGCGCCUCAUCUUCAAGGGUUGAGCGACCAUGUGCACGUUCCCGCCACCUUGCCUCGCAAAUGGCACUUCUACCCCGCCAUGGCCUUGGCAGGCUGGGUGUGGAGCGUGACGCCAACAUCUUGGAUCAUCUUCCUCGCCGCUCUGUAUCGAAGAUGCACUGGACUCGACAAGCAUUCCAACUGGCUGGCGUGGGGUUUGGGUGCCUCUUCCAGUUCGCCCCUGAUCGGCAAAUUCUUCUUCUACUACUCUUUCCUAGAAGUUCCCUUCUCCAUCUACCUCUUUCUGCUCACCCGCAAAGCCAACAGGAGAACACCACCUCCCAAAGUGGACAACAAGACGUUGGAGGAUCUGAUGUUGCAGUGUUUGGAUGUCGGCUUGGCCGCUCAUCCUCCUCGCCGACGAGGUGCGGGCAAGCACGCUCAAGAAGAUUCCAAGUUCGAAACGCACGUCGUCUCGGAUCAAGAAGCAGCGGUGGCGUGGAAGAGGUUGAUGCGAUGGUUCUACUUUGAAGAUCCAAACGAGAUCAAGGCGGACAACGUCAGACAAUGGCUGGCUUGGGCAUUUGCUGGACGAGAAUUGGAGGAAUGCAAAGGCGACAAGGACUUGGAAUACAUCAUUGAGAGAGCUUUCAAUUUGGUGCAGGCAAGACUCAAGCAUACUUUUGCGCCGGGAUUCAACACUUCGAUGAAAACAUUGAGGCUAACCCUCGACCCUGUGGCCACUCGAUCGAGACCACUUGGGUACUAUGCCGUCUGCAAUGGAAUUACGGGUGCGACCAAAGCUUGGCUUCGUCAUUCCCACGGCUUCAGAUACGAGCAAGUCGGCGAUUGCGCAUUCCUGGUCAAGGAUGCGGUCAGCAAAGCCCACUCCGGGGUCAAUGGGGUCAACGGCAAGUCGCACUCCAAGCCUUUGCCGAUUCUUUUCUUGCACGGUCUGGGUAUUGGAUUGGGACAGUAUGCCGCUUUCCUAAAGUAUUUGGCUCGCUAUGAGCACGGAGUGUAUAUCCUUCUGCAGCCCAACAUCAGCGCGGAUAUCUGGCACAAGCAUUAUCUGGAUGCUCCGAACAAGGACCAGCACAUUGCGUCUGUCAAAUCGCUGGCCAAGCGGCACAAGAUUGAAUCUUUCCAAGUGCUAAGCCACAGCAACGGCACGAUGGUCACAGGCUGGGUUGCUAGAGGAGCUCCAGAGCUCUGCAAGAAGCACGUCAUUGUGGAUCCCGUAUCUUUUAGACUUUGGGAAGGCGCCACUUGCUACGCGUUCAUCGCACGGCCUUGGGCCACUGGUGUCGAGGUGCUGCUGGGUUACUUUGUCGCGAGAGAAUUGGGGAUCGCGCAUACCAUUGCCAGACGCUUCAUUUGGAGCGAUAUGCUUUUGUGGGUGCAUGAUCUACCAGAAGUGCUCACGCCGGACAACGUGCAGCUGAUUUUUGGCGAGCGCGAUAUGCUGCUCGACGUUCCAGCAUCAGUGGACUACCUCAGGUCAGCAGGUGUACCUGCUGAAUGCAUUCACGUGUUGCCAAAAUAUCAGCAUGGCAAGGCUCUCUUCAUUGAUGCAAAGGGCAUGCACAUCGCUCUGCAUGCUCUAGGCAUGGAAUGAGCACUUUUCAACGCACACAAGAGUCCGUCACCUACCGGAAGAAGUGCCGCAUCAAGCGCUUGAGGCGUGCUACUUUUGUCCAAAAGUGUUCUUAGAACCCCCUAGCCUGACACACUA
Molecule: messenger RNA, 2159 nt
Organism: Ceraceosorus guamensis
Lineage: Eukaryota; Fungi; Basidiomycota; Exobasidiomycetes; Ceraceosorales; Ceraceosoraceae
Exons: 5
Coding region: 390-2042 (550 amino acids)
Source: RefSeq, a predicted model, not a curated record